AUGGAAAAUCCAAUUAUGGAGAAAGUUGUAAAAUUAUACAAUGAAAAUAAAUGGCGAGACAUUAUUGAACUGUUGAAUAAUUGUGACAUUGAAAAUAGUCGUCAAUUACUUUGGGUAUCACCGAAUUUCAAGAAUUUGUCGUGGAUUAAAAAUAUAAUUAAUGAAACAAAUUUAAAAGGAAUUGUCAGUGUCGGUUGUGGCUCUGGUUUACUCGAAUGGUUAAUUCAACAAAAUUGUGAUUGCGAUGUUCAUGGUGUUGAAAUCGAUAAAUCGUGGUGGUGCUGCAAAUAUUCACCUCCAAUAUUUCUAAAAAAAAUUACAUUCGUAAGCGAUACGGAGAGUACUGUUUCAAUUGAGAAAAAUUAUGCUUUACUAUUUUGUUAUUUUAAUAAUGAACCAGUGUUUUUGAAUUAUUUACGUGAAUUUAACGGGAAUGUUAUUUUUGUUAUUGGUCCGGAUGAGGGGCAAAAUCGUUACACAAUGCCUUUGCCGUUCGAUAAGAAAUUUACUGAGUACGGUUGGCACUUGAGUAAAUCGCAAGAAAUCUCAUUUUCUAAAGACUUUAUAUGUAUGUAUGUUAGAUAGUUGCAAUUUUCCUUUUUUUGUUUAUAAAUUCUGUAAUUAAAAUCUUACCUUUCUGAUUUUUUA
This is a messenger RNA of Leptopilina heterotoma, 648 nucleotides long. RefSeq lists its product as uncharacterized. The transcript is spliced from 2 exons. The coding region runs from base 1 to 585 and encodes 194 amino acids. The record is from RefSeq and is a predicted model, not a curated record. NCBI's taxonomy places the organism in Eukaryota, Metazoa, Arthropoda, Insecta, Hymenoptera, Figitidae.